This is a messenger RNA of Neohortaea acidophila, 1195 nucleotides long. RefSeq lists its product as uncharacterized. Gene Ontology annotation, molecular function: nitronate monooxygenase activity. The coding region runs from base 114 to 1145 and encodes 343 amino acids. The record is from RefSeq and is a predicted model, not a curated record. NCBI's taxonomy places the organism in Eukaryota, Fungi, Ascomycota, Dothideomycetes, Mycosphaerellales, Teratosphaeriaceae. The transcript is spliced from 3 exons.
CCUCUAUUGACCACCAGCAUCCUCAGCCACUUCUGCAUGUAGACAUUGCAUCUAUUUGACUUAUGCUUGGAACUUGAUCUCGUCCUCUUAGAUUCGCUCCUCUAACAACAACCAUGUCUCUCUCAAAAUCGCUCCCAUGGACCAAAAGUCCCCUCAUCAUCAACGCUCCAAUGGGCGGCUUUGCCACCGCCAAACUCUCCACCGCCGUCUCCCAAGCCGGCGGCGUAGGCCUCAUAGGCGACGACAGCAACAUGCCAGCCCUCGCCGACACACUCGCAGAAGUCGACAAAGCCCUCAGCAGAACAGACGCCGGCCUCCUCCCCGUUGGCGUCGGCCUUCUCCUCUUCCUCGUCAGACUCGAUGAGGCCCUCCCCCUACUAGAAAAGUACCGCCCGGCAAUAGUCUGGAUGUUCGCGGCAAAGGAACUCGCCCACUACGCCGACUGGGCCGCCCGCAUCCGCGCCGCGCUCCCCAAGUCGCAAAUCUGGAUUCAAGUCGGCUCCGUGCACGCCGCGAUGGAAGUCGCCGCGACUGCCAAACCGGACGUCAUGUGUGUGCAAGGCAGCGAUGCGGGCGGACAUGGGUACGAGAAAGGGGCGGGUUUCAUUUCACUGCUGCCUGAGAUUUCGGAUGCGUUGGCGGCAAACGGACACAAUGGGAUUUCGCUCGUGGCGGCAGGGGGGAUUGUAGAUGGGCGAAGCGCGGCGGCGGCAUUUGCGCUCGGGGCGCAGGGGGUGGUGAUGGGGACGCGGUUUCUGUCGGCGCGCGAGACGAAUGUGCAUCCUGUUUACCAGGAGGCGCUCGUGGCUGCGAGUGAUGGCGGGCAGAGCACGCGGCGGAGUAAGUUGUUUGAUAAUUUGAGGGGCCCGAAUAUCUGGCCCGGGGCGUAUGAUGGGCGGAGUAUCCUUAUGCAGAGUUGGGCGGACCACGAGAGUGGAGUUGGGAUUGAGGAGAUUCGGAAGAGGCACAAGGAGGCUUUGAAGGAUGACGACAAAGGUUUCAACGCCGAUCGAAGCGGGAGAGCGGUGAUGUGGGCUGGCACGGGUGUUGGCCUUGUGAAGAAGGUGCAACCAGCGGCAGAGAUUGUAGAGGAAGUGAGAAGUACUGCAGCGGCGCGGCUGAAAGAAGUUGCCUCAAAGCUGUAGUGUGGUCUAUGGUCCGUUGUGAGAGGUUGAUACUAGAUAGAUUCGAAGUA